Messenger RNA from Fusarium sp. VM40, 1536 nucleotides. Lineage: Eukaryota; Fungi; Ascomycota; Sordariomycetes; Hypocreales; Nectriaceae. The record is from the annotation of a GenBank genome assembly.
AUGCGUUUCGCCGCCAUUGUUUCGUUCCUGCUGCCCCUCGUGGCAGCAAAGCCUGCUCAGAAGGGAAAGACUUUCAGCAACGUUGAGAUCUUUGAUCCUCCCACCAACUACAGGGAUCCUCAGGUUCUCUACUCUCGUCCCCUGGAGCUGUCUGACGGUACCCUUCUGGCUACAUGGGAGAACUACUCCCCCGAGCCUCCCAAUGUGUGGUUCCCCAUCGUCAAGAGCAAGGACGGCGGCAAGACCUGGAAGGAGAUCUCCAAGGUCAAGGACACCCAGAACAACUGGGGUCUUCGAUACCAGCCUUUUCUCUACGAGCUUCCCCGCCAGUUCGGAAAGUUCCCCAAGGGCACUGUCCUUAUUUCGGGCAGCAGCAUUCCCAGCGACUUGAGCCAGACUCUCAUUGAGGUCUAUGCCAGUCGUGACAAGGGCUACACCUGGGAGUUUGUCAGCCACGUUGCUCUUGGUGGCGAGGCCCUGCCAAACCACGGCCUGACCCCAGUUUGGGAGCCUUUCCUGAUGACCUACAAGGAGAAGCUCAUUCUGUACUACUCUGAUCAGCGUGACAACGCCACUCACUCUCAAAAGAUGGUUCACCAGACCACCACCGAUCUCAAGAAGUGGUCCAAGGUCGUCGACGACACCAAGUACGCUGACUACUACGCCCGCCCCGGCAUGCCCACCGUUGCCAAGCUCCCCAACGGCGAGUACAUCUACGCCUACGAGUACGGUGGUGGCCCCAACCCUCCUGCUGGAAGCACCUACUGGUUCCCCGUCUACUACCGCUUGUCCAAGGAUCCCCAGUCGUUCCUCAACAAGCCCCACCACAAGCUCGCCACCAACGACGGAACCCAGCCCGCUGGUUCUCCCUACGUUGUCUGGACUCCCUACGGCGGAAAGAACGGCACCAUCGUUCUCAGCUGCGGUACCAGGUCCGAGAUCUUCACCAACCAGGCUCUCGGUGAUGAGUCGGCCUGGAAGAAGUGGGAUGUUCCUCAGCCUGCUGCUUAUACUCGCGCUCUCUUGACUUUCAAGAAGAACCCUGAUCUGCUCAUGAUUAUGGGCGGUGGUAUUUUGCCUCCUGCUGAUGGCAAGAACACUGUUAGCGCUAGUGUUGUUCCCUUGGAUACUCUCGACGCUGGUAUCGACAUCAUCACCAGCACUUCUCCUACCAAUACCCCAACCUCGAAGAUGAACUUCGAAAUGAUUUUCAUGCGCAACCGCGCAGCAAACGGCGACCUGCCUUCGAAAAUAAUUAGAGAAGUCCUUCGAGAUCCUGACUCGCGUUCGCAAGGUCCCGGCUUCAAUGUCAACUCUAGGGACGAAAUACAGGCUGUAGAAGACCACAUGAGGACCCUUGAAACCUGUCUGAUCAUGAUCAUGGCUGAUCAACGGAUUGCCGCAGAUCACCAAGACCCGAGGUGUUCUCCAGCAGAGGCAGGUCAUUUGGAACGUGUGGCUUCUUCAUUGAGGGGUGCGUUGCAGACUUUGCGAGAGAAGAGAGACCGCCUGGUUCAGGAGCGAGCUAAUGAAUAG